This is a messenger RNA of Cetraspora pellucida, 1920 nucleotides long. The record is from the annotation of a GenBank genome assembly. NCBI's taxonomy places the organism in Eukaryota, Fungi, Glomeromycota, Glomeromycetes, Diversisporales, Gigasporaceae.
AUGUCCAGCAAAAGUCAAGUACAUAAAACUCUUUCAAAGCUACUUGAAAAUCUGUCACUUGAAGAAAAUGAUGAAAAGUUUCAUGAAUAUCUUGACAAACUCGGGUCUUUACCACAUGCCGAAAAAGAAGCAAAAUUCAAAGAAUUUUUAGAUAAAAGUGAAGAAAUUUAUAAAGACACUUCUAAUAUAUCAUCCGUUAAUGUUGACGAUAAUUACACACAAUAUCAAAUAAAUGAAUACCGCAAGAAAGCAAUUGCUGAUCAUACCUUUUCAUUUGCAACGCAGAACAACCUUGGACAUGUUAUCUCUGAGCGCCUCACAAAUUUCUUUAGUGUUAACAGUAAACUUCUUGGAUCCGGCGUAGAUGGUAAACCACUUAAACAAGUUACAUGUGCAAAUAUCAUCAUUGCCAAUAAUUUCUUCUGUAAAAAAAUCGCUGACAAAAUUUGUAGUAGUUGUCAUGUUACCUCUUAUUGCAGCAAAGAAUGUCAAAAAAUGCAUUGGAAAUUACAUAAAAUUACUUGUAAAUCGGAUAUCGCGUCAAAGGAUUGGAAACCAGACUAUAUCAUUGAAAUGCGAACUCCUGCAUUUUAUGCUCAAAGUCAGCCUUUUAUUUCUUUUAAUCCUUUAACAACAGAAUAUUUAUGGGGAAACAUGCCAGCAAUUGAUAUUGUAAAUUUAGCUUCCAAUGAGCUUUCUAAUGGCAAAUCAUGUUCUGAUUAUAAGGUUCCCUUUAAUCUUCUUUUUGCUGCAAGUGGUGACCUCAAUGAUGUUAUUGCUUCUAUCAAUGGAUUACCACUUGAUUUUAAUCAACCAAUUAAUAUUUGCAUCAAUGAUCAUGCUGAAAGGAUUGUGAAUAAAGAAGACAUAUUUGAGUUUGGUAAACUCCAGAUUCGUACUCAUUUUGAUUCUGAGACUUGGAUAUGCUUUGCAGGGAUGCUUAGCAAUCAGAUUGAUCUACAAACUGCUGUUGAUUCUCGCAAUAAUAUUAUGUUAAAUCCUGCACGCAGAGACUAUCGACAUAGAUAUAUGCAAUGUCUUACUCCAGGCGAACGAAUUUGUUUUGAUAAUUUCCGUCAUCAUGGAAUUCUUCUCCCAUUUGGUGCGUUGGAUGCUCAUCAUAAUGUACCAAAUAGGUUCAUUAUAGAUCGAAUGUUUGGUUGGACAAUGGCUGAUAAUUCUGAUCCACUUAAUGGGUGGAAUAUAAGUGAAAUUGCUAAAGUCAAGUGUGGAACCGCAAAUGAUGAUUUUUAUGGAAAGUUCUUCUUUUACUUACGUGAACAACUUGAAAACUUUACUGAUCGGUUGCAAAAAUUAUCUAUUAAUUUUGAUUUAUAUGAUGGAGAUGCACUCGAACUUGGUAAAAAAUUAAAAGGCAGGCUGUUUGAUCGAAUUUAUGUAACUAAUCUUAGUGACGAAUUAUAUGUUGGUAUUAAAUCCACAUUAACCAAAUUCCGUCCACUUUUAAAUGAUAAUAAUCCACAUGCAACUUUAAUUACACUGUUUAUGAACUGGCUACCUUCUAUUCCUGAGUCUGAUAAAAUAAGAAUAAUGGAAGAAAUUCUCAUGAAAAAAACCAAAGAAUAUAAAAUGAAUCAUACUCCGUCACAUUUUGAGGCUUCUAAUUUGGUAUCUAUGUUAACAACUCAAACUUCUACUGAAGCUACUGCUUUGUAUGAUCAUAUUCAAGAAUUUAAUGCAUAUAUGAAAAAGAUGGGUGCGAAUAAAACUGCGGAAAAGGUCGGAUUGCGUCGUCGAGCAGUUCAUAAAGUAGUGCCCAAGAGACUUGGUGCCAGUAUGAAACAAGAUGAACAAAAUAAUGUUAUAUCUUUUGAAGAUGAAAGAGAUAGACAUUUAUGGUUUGAUUUGGGAUCACACACGUUUUUAGAACGUUAUGCUGAAUGGGAAAUUGCAACCUAA